AUUUCAGUUUCGAAAAAGCCCAAUAUCUGGACGAGUGACAAGGUAUUAUACACAGUAUUGCGCUCAAAUAAGACUUUUGAGAGCUUCAGCCAGUCAGUGAGCUUUCUUUCAUAUUCAAGGACAGUGCUUGUGUUAAAAUAUGUUUAUGAAUUGAGAACGCCAUGUUGGUCUGGAUAUUUUUGUUCGCCGUACUUGCCACGGCCAACGAUGAGGAGUCAUCCAAGGUUUUAGAAACAUUCUCUCGACAAGAAUGUCCCAAGAACUAUGAAUAUUGCACCAAAAGACACCAGUGCUUGUCCGUCCUUGGUUGUCGAACCAAUUUAGGGGUUGGUGAUUGUCCCCAGGAUUUUGAAAUUUGCGAUCCAAUUGGACAAUGGUGUUGGAAGAAAGAUUGCCAGGAUGUUCAAGAGCCCUGCUCUGUGCUCUGCGACAAGAAACUCGUUUGUCCAAGAAAUCCUGAUGGACCUGCUCAAUGCUACGAAGUCAUCGAAUGUCAAUCUGAAUGUGAGGAAGGGGUUGAGGAAGCAUUUGAGCUGCCCAAUCGGAUCUCAACCGAAGAGUACUACGAAUAUCCAGAGUUCCCUAGCCGAAUCAAAAGACAGGAUGACGAACAAGGCACAACUGAGAGCCAAAAUGGAGAGGUGUCAAUUGAUACGAAAGAAAUGGAUGCCUGUCCACCUGGAACAGCAUUUUGUUCACCUCAAGGGCUAUGUUUACCAGAAUGCCCCACACAAGAGGACCAAUGUCCAGAUGGAACCAUUUUCUGCUUGGAAACCAAAUCUUGCCAAAGCGAUUGCCCAACCGAUAACGAACACAAAAUAAUCCAAUGCCCUGAGGGAUCCACUUAUUGUUUAUCCAACAACAGGUGUUCCAUGAAUUGUGAAGAGUUAGCGCAAGAGAGCCAAGAACAAUGUCCACCAGGUUUGACUUUUUGCCUCGACAUUGGAGGCUGUUCUCAAUUGUGCCAUGAGGGUCAUGGGCAAGAAGACCCACAAGAUCGUUCGGAAGUCAUUGAAUGUCCAUCAGGGAUGUAUUUCUGCUUGGAUCGUGGCCUAUGCUUAUUGGACUGCAACGAUGAGGUGGUAGAAAUUGAUCAAGAAGGGGAGGAAACCAUUGUUCAAUGUCCAUCCGAUAUGAUGUUUUGCAUGGAUCGUGGACUUUGCUCUUACGAUUGUACAAAUGACGAAAUUUUACCUGUUCAGCUACCCCUGGACGACAAUUUCCAAUGUCCCUUGGGCAUGACAUUUUGCCUUGACCGCGGGCAAUGCUUGAUGGAUUGCAAUGAUGUCGAAUCAGGUGGUAACACAAACCAUGAUGAAGUGGAAUGCCCACGUGGUUUGACCUUUUGUCUCGAUAGUGGACUUUGCACUACGACUUGCAAUGAGGCUAGGCCAAAGAAAUGCCCGUCUGGAACGAUUUACUGCCCAAAACUGAAUAAGUGUGCCACUCAUUGUACGAAUCAUGGAGCAACAGAACUGGACCAAAAUUUCAUUCGUUGCCCCUCAGACACGGUAUUUUGUUUGGAACGUGGGAGGUGUUUGUCAAAUUGCAAUGAAAAAAAUCGGCCUUCAACGAACACAGACGACAAUAACAACAUCAGAGAAUGUCCACAAGAUAUGGUCUUUUGCUUGGAUCAAGGAAUGUGCGUCCUCGAAUGUAACUCUCCACAGAAUGAAACCAACAGCACCAAUGAAACACAUCAGUGUCCCAUUGGCAUGACAUUGUGCUCUUUCCAAGGAAUGUGUUCUUGGAACUGCUCCGUUCCAGAAAUUGCACCCCUGAACACCUCGCUUGAAUACAUUUGUCUUGGUUCCACUGCUUUUUGCCGAAACACCAGGAGAUGCGAGUCCAAUUGCACCGCUGAAUUUGUAAUUUGUCCAAGCAAUCAAACAUUCUGCAACGCAACCAAAACUUGUGGAGCAGAUUGCUCCGAUUUUAGGGAAGUCGAGGAGCAGUGUCCCAUGGGGCAAGUAUUUUGUUUGGAAAGUGGGUCUUGCCGAAAAAGCAUCGAAGAUUGCUCAGCACCAUCCAACCCUAAUGAUAUAUUAGAAUCUUGCCCAACUGGAACAGUGUUUUGUCUCAGUCAAGGUGGCUGCAUCGACGAAUGCAAGGAUGAGCUUCAGAAGUGCCCCGAUGGAACUUCCUAUUGCAUGACGACUGGGUUGUGUGGUAUGGACUGCCCAGAUGAAAUCACGGGGCCUCGAUGCCCGGAAGGCACUGAUAUUUGCAAUGAGAAUGAAUCUGAUGCAGCCGGGAAGGACAAUCCGGGAGCUAGCGAAGGAUUCAUCAAGUGCCCACCGAACACGAUAUAUUGCUUAGAGGCUGGCGAGUGUCUCACCGAAUGCAAGUCGCCAAAAAAUCCAUUACGGCCGCAAUGCCCUCUGGGCAUGACAUUGUGCAUGGGCACUUCAGAAUGCCGUAGUGAGUGCUCUGAGCAGCCAACUAGCCCCCCUGAUAGUCGUCAAAUCGUAUCUUGCCCCAUUGGAACUCAUUUCUGUAUGGAGCAAAUGUCUUGUCAAGUUGAUUGUAGUGACCAGUCUCCCUCAUCUCCCUCACCCGUUCAAGAUGAAUGGCAAUGUCCCAAGGGCACCUCGUUGUGUCUAGAUAUUGGAACAUGUUCUGCAGAUUGUGAUAGUCAACGACACCCUAUUCAACUGGACGUGGAUUACGUGUGUCCACCUGGAACGGCGUACUGCCUCUCCCAAGGGCUUUGUACGAGCUCAUGCCAAGAUGAUGGGGAGGAGGAAAAAGAGGAGGAAAAACAAAACGAGAAGCCAAUCCGCGAAACCACUUGUCCACCGGAUUGGCUGGUCACUCUGGCACAACUUGAACUGCCGCUUCUGCCCACUGGCCCAAUUUUGGCGGGUAAUUCAAAAUCCACGCACAACUCGCCUAAACAUGGUGUGAACGGGGAAGGAAGGAGUGACAAGGACAACGACGACCAUGACUCUUCCGUCGAGAAGGUGUAUUACGCAAUGAAAGAGGAUAGCCGGGAACCAGUCCGAUUGAGUGAUGUCUUCAUGGUUCUGGAGGACCCAAUGACCAUCAGCAUCUUGAGGAGGGAAUAUCAGAGAUGUAAGGCAUGA
Tigriopus californicus is the source of this 3086-nucleotide messenger RNA. RefSeq names its product zonadhesin-like. The record is from RefSeq and is a predicted model, not a curated record. NCBI's taxonomy places the organism in Eukaryota, Metazoa, Arthropoda, Copepoda, Harpacticoida, Harpacticidae. Bases 162 to 3086 code for a protein of 974 amino acids. The transcript is spliced from 4 exons.